Rhea pennata is the source of this 6377-nucleotide messenger RNA. RefSeq names its product sarcolemma associated protein (gene SLMAP). The transcript has 22 exons. The record is from RefSeq and is a predicted model, not a curated record. Gene Ontology annotation, biological process: regulation of membrane depolarization during cardiac muscle cell action potential; protein localization to plasma membrane; regulation of voltage-gated sodium channel activity. Gene Ontology annotation, molecular function: protein binding. NCBI's taxonomy places the organism in Eukaryota, Metazoa, Chordata, Aves, Rheiformes, Rheidae. The coding region runs from base 974 to 3448 and encodes 824 amino acids.
GGGGCGCUCCCGGCCGGGACUUCCUGGAGCGGCCCCCGCGCGCCUCCCGCCGCCCGGAGACCCGCCGCCGAGAGACGCGUCCCCCGCCUCUGCCAGCCGGAACCGUCGCAGGCAGCGCCUGGGAGCAACCUGUCAGCCUCCCUCGCGGGUCCGCGGAGGACCGUUCCCACGCUCGAGUCGGCCCCGCGAGGGGAGCUGCGCGCCCUCUCUUCAUGCCGCACCACGCUCCUCGUGUGAGAGCCUGCCCGGGGCUCUAGACCCGCUCGGCUUUCUCUGGCGUAGGGGAGGUAAAACACCGUAGCUCUCCUGCUCUCGUGGCCCCAUCCUAAAUCGAGGACCACCUCUUUCGCUUCGUUUUAAAAUACGAAGAUGCUGAAGUGUGGAUUGCUAUGUGAAACAACUAGAGCCUUGUUGUGGAGUGAGGGCUUCCUUUUCACCUUCCAGCUCCUGAUCUGUGCGCUCUGAGGGAGGACGCUAAUCCUUCUCCCCGUUCCCCCUUCCCUAAGCCUUUCCUUGCUUCCAUGUUGCAUAGGUCAGAAUUUUGGUCAAUACUGUUUACGGAAGGGGGAAAAAAAAGAAGGCAGUUAAGAUCCCAAACAAAAGUAUUUGUAUGACUCAUCUAGUUGGAUUUAAGACAUCCUAUCCGUCUUUCAAGGAGCUUUUACUUCUCUUUGAAGGCAUCAGAUGCUUUUUCCUAUUCUUCCUGAGGAGGAUGGAUUGAAAACUAUACACUUUAGACUUUUUCUGGGCCACUGUUAUUAUUGAAAGACAUAAUGGGGCUUUUUCACUGGAUUUUUGCCAGAAUUCAUUUACACACUGAAACAAUGAGUUAGGCCUCGUCUAUAAAAUAAUGUUUGUCCUGCUUUAAUGUAAAGUUGCUGUGGAGGUUUGGGUUAAAAAUUGUGGAGGACAGUCUGCAUCAGAAGAGGUUCUCUUCAUCUCUGGUUGGUGUGGCAACCCCAAUCUGUCCUCGAUGCCUUCAGCAUUGGCCAUCUUCACUUGCCGCCCGAACUCUCAUCCAUUUCAGGAGCGUCAUGUUUACCUGGACGAGCCUGUCAAGAUUGGCCGCUCAGUGGCUCGCUGCCGGCCAGCUCAGAAUAAUGCAACUUUUGACUGUAAGGUGUUGUCCAGGAACCAUGCUCUUGUCUGGUUUGACCACAAGACAGGCAAGUUCUAUCUUCAAGACACUAAAAGUAGUAAUGGUACCUUUAUUAAUAGUCAGAGACUGAGUAGAGGAUCUGAGGAAAGCCCACCGUGUGAGAUUAUGUCAGGUGACAUCAUCCAGUUUGGUGUAGAUGUGACGGAGAACACGCGGAAAGGUAAGGUUACCCAUGGAUGUAUAGUCUCCACAAUCAAAUUAUUUCUUCCAGAUGGAAUGGAAGCUCGAUUGCGAUCAGAUGUUAUCCAUGCUCCGUUACCAAGUCCUGUAGACAAGGUUGCUGCUAACACUCCCAGUAUGUAUUCUCAGGAAUUGUUUCAGCUUUCACAGUAUCUGCAGGAAGCCUUACAUCGGGAACAAAUGUUGGAACAGAAGCUGGCAACCCUUCAGCGACUACUUGCUGUCACACAAGAGGCUUCAGAUACUAGUUGGCAGGCUUUAAUAGAUGAAGACAGGCUGCUAUCAAGAUUAGAGGUUAUGGGAAAUCAAUUACAAGCAUGUUCAAAAAAUCAAACAGAAGACAGUAUACGAAAGGAACUUAUAGCAUUACAAGAAGACAAACACAACUAUGAGACAACAGCCAAAGAGUCCCUGAGGCGGGUCCUACAGGAGAAAAUUGAAGUGGUCAGAAAACUAUCUGAAGUGGAGCGGAGUUUAAGUAAUACAGAAGAUGAAUGUACUCACCUGAAAGAAAUGAAUGAGCGGACUCAGGAAGAAUUAAGAGAAUUAGCUAAUAAAUACAAUGGAGCUGUAAAUGAAAUUAAAGACCUUUCUGACAAACUAAAGGUAGCAGAAGGAAGACAAGAGGAAAUCCAGCAGAAAGGACUGGCUGAGAAAAAAGAACUGCAGCAUAAAAUAGAUGAAAUGGAAGAGAGAGAACAAGAGCUUCAAGCAAAAAUAGAAGCUUUGCAAGCUGAUAAUGACUUCACCAAUGAACGGCUAACUGCUUUACAAGUACGGUUAGAACAUCUUCAAGAGAAAACUCUUAAAGAACACAACAGUUUAGGCAUACAAGUUGAUGACUUCAUACCUAAAAUUAAUGGGAGCACAGAAAAAGACAAGAUCAUAGACGAGGGACAUCUAACCAAAGUGGAAGAAAGAAAGCUUUUGAAAGAGAAUCAGGCAAGAGUGAAAGAAUCAGAUUUGUCAGACACUCUUAGUCCAAGCAAGGAAAAAAGCAGUGACGACACUACAGAUGCCCAAAUGGAUGACCAAGAACUAAAUGAACCAAUUGCUAAAGUAGCCCUUCUGAAAGAUGAAUUGCAGGGUGCGCAAUCAGAAACUGAGGCUAAACAAGAGAUUCAGCAGCUGCACAAGGAGCUGGUUGAAGCCCAAGAGCUAGCUAGAACAAGUAAACAAAAAUGCUUUGAACUUCAAGCGCUAUUGGAAGAAGAGAGGAAAGCAUAUCGAAUGCAAGUUGAAGAGUCCAGCAAGCAAAUAAAUGUUCUGCAAGCUCAGCUGCGAAGAUUACAAGAAAAUAUUGAGAAUCUUCGUGAGGAAAAGGAGAAUGAAAUUUCAAGCACUCGAAAUCAAUUAAUUGAUGCUCAAAAUGAGAUUGUGCUUCUUCAACAAGUAGCAGAAAAGACAGCAUCAGAACGAGAUACUGAUAUUUCUGCUUUGCAAGAGGAGCUACAGAAAGUACGAGCUGAACUUGAACGGUGGCGGAAAGAUGCUUCAGAUUAUGAAAAAGAAAUUGUCAGUCUGCAAGCCAGUUUUCAACUCAGAUGCCAGCAGUGUGAGGAUCAGCAGAAGGAAGAAGCUACUCGUUUAAAAGGUGAGCUUGAAAAGUUGAAGGAGGAAUGGAGUGCUCUGGAAGCUGAGUGUGUUACACUAAAGAAGGAAAAUACUUUGCUUGCAUCUGAACUUCAGCGACAAGAGAAGGAGCUUUCUAGCUCUCAGAAACAGAGUUUAGCGCUAACCAGCGAUAUAAGUGUUCUUGAAAUGUCUCGAAAAGAGCUUGAAAAUCAGAUGGGAUCUUUGAGAGAAAAACAUCAGCGGGAUGCAGCUAGUCUAAAAAGCCAACUCACUGAAGCUGAAAAUCAAGCAAAGGAUGUUCAGAAGGAGUAUGAAAGAACACAGACUGUGCUCUCAGAGCUGAAGGCGAAGUUUGAGAUGGCUGAACAAGAAAAGCAAUCAAUCACAGAUGAGCUCAAACAGUGUAAAGAAAACCUGAAGCUGCUACAAGAAAAAGGAAAUAACAGACAAUGGCCUUGGAUGCCUGUGAUGGCAGCUUUGGUUGCUGUAACAGCCGUGGUGCUGUACCCAGGCCUAACCAGAGCUUCUCCAUGAGAACUGUUGUUGAAUCCAUACACCGUCCUCCCUUUAGAAGCUGGCAUCACUCAUAUACUGAGGGAAAACAGAUUAAUUCUCUUCCUUUUUACCUCUUAAUACAGCACAGCUCUGCGUGAGAACAGCAGUAGGGUCAUUUGCUUUAAACUGUAUAAAAUGUAUCUGUCUAUAAAGAGGGAAUAAAAUUGUGAUUCAUCAUACUGUGAGCAAUAUUUUUGCUUACAAUUUCACGUAAGUUUUAAAUUAGUAUAUUGGGAUUCUAAAUAUUACAAUGGUGGCCUAAAGUAGGCUUCUUGGUACCAAAUUAUUUAUAAUGGCUAGGUUUGUGGACUUUUACUUUAGAAUCUAAUUGCUGGAUUUAAAAGGAAAAAGACUUUUUUGCUGACUUGGACACCCAAGUCAAAUAACCUUGCAGAUACUUUGAAAACAGAUGCAGUGUGCUCAGUGCCUUUCAGUGUGAUUUUUUUUUUUUUUUCUGAAACUAGUAUAUCGUUUCACUUGCUGUUAGUCACUGAGCUGUUGGGAACAAGACUUAAGGUAACUUCUCUUAGGCCUUUUGAAGGAAGCGUAUUUUUAUUUGAUAAGGAUUGUUUUGUUAAUGAUUUCUGGAAAUGAACACAAUUCCUGUCCAGCCUUAAAGAGAUAUAGACACUGAUGGUGAAGACCAGCCUAGAAUAUUUAGUGUGCGUGUGUGCGAGUGUAAGCAUGUGUGUGUUCUUGAGUGAACUAAGGUAUUUCUGGGAGCAAAUACUUGGUCAUUGGAUGGACAUAGUGCAGUGAUUCAACUUGCGUUAACUUUAGUUUGAAUGUAAUUUAUUAAAUUUCAUAUAUUUAAAGAGAUGCGUUCUUUAAAAGUAUGAAUACUUUCUCACAUAUCACAUUAUAUCAAUUUAUUUUUUCAGUCAUUUGAUACUUUCUGACUGGAGCUGGAGAGGCUCUUUAGAUAAGCUUUUGUUGAUGUAACUUCAUUAAAAACUGCUACCGUGCAUCUAUGAUUAGCCAAAAAAAUUCAGAGAUACAUAAACUGCUACAAAAUUGGAAUCAUAUACCUAGUCAUGUAUGUGUCAGGUGAACAAUGAUUUAAUUUGGUAGUUAAAUUUUUUGCAUCAACGUUACAUGGCUUAUAAGUACAAUGCAGUGGUCCCCAUUGUGAAGUUUAUUUUCCUUAUCUAAGUACUAUAGUUAUUGCUACUUGCUGACUUUGGUGGGAAUCACUGUAUUAAUGCUGAAUUAAAUAUAGACUGUAGUUAUCUUGUUGAACUCAACAGUUCCUUCAAAGUUUAUUGAAGACAAAUAAUAUGCUAAAGAAUGGUAAAGUAAAAUGGCUCUACUAAAGGAAACUUCAAAAUAGGGAGAUAAUCUUGAAGAUUCAAUUGGCUUUAAAUGAUCUUACGGCAAUCGACAGAUAGUUUAAAUAUUUAAAUAGAAAUUUAGCAUAAAAUUUACCUUGAGGUUUUGAGGAUCAUUGUCUGUCCUUUAAAGGUUCUACUUUAAGCUAUGUGGGAUUGGCUAAUGGGAGGAUUAUUAGUUAUGGAGAAAAUAGUCCACAAGUGACUUGUAGAAAAUAUUGUCAUUUAGUUCAUUCAUUUCAUCAUUUUCAGUUGCAGGAAGCCACCCAACCACAGAACACUCGUAUGCCAGUGGUACCCAGUACCUCUUGUAUAUAGGUUAUUGCAAAUAUUGUUCUGAAAUGCUUAACUUCAGAAUUACAUUUUUUAAAGUAAAUAAUUGUUUUAAAUCUAUUUUGUAAAGAUAUAAAAAUACAAUAGAAUUUCUGGAGUACAGAUUAAACUAUUUGCACUAACACACGUGAUGUGCAUGAUUUAAUAAAAUAACUUUACUCUCCCUAUGCAUGUUUGAGUUGAAUCUCAUUUGAAAGCAAUAGAUCCAUACUAAGUUUCUUUUAUGCUAGAUAUUACCACAAUUACUAGGCACAACGUCUGCAGCAUGCUCAGUAAUAUCAAAAGACAUUUUUACCUUGUAUUUCACAUUUGCACUGGUUUGUUUUUGUCUAGAUGAUCUCUCUCCUGUCUGUUUUUCAGAAAGAAAUUGGGGAAGAGGGUAGUCAAGGACUUGGGAGGAUUAUCACUGUGGAAAAAAUAGUGUUUUUCAGGUGAAAGUUGGAUCAUGCCUGUGGCAGGGCUGGCAAGAUUGGAGAAGCAGUACAGCAGAUAGCUGGGCAGUAGUGGGAAGGGAGCCUGGUGCUGCCUCCUCUGUUCUUCAGUAUCUUAAAUCUUCUAUUUGUCCCUGUUUUAGAUACUGUUUCUUUCCUAACUGAUUCUCUUCUCUUUCCUCUGCCCUGCCGGUAGCAUGUGGAGGUGGUGUGUGGAGGUGGAGCAGAGACUGGGGAGGAACCAGGUUCUCUGGAGCCCGAUGGGGCUGGUGGCAGGGAAGAUGCUGAGGGACCACCUGGGGACCCACCUGGGGUGAGCCCUGACUGACUGGUGCCUCCUGUGACAUAGAUUAAUUUUAUGUUAAAGACAGAUGUUACUGGGUGUUCAGAGGUAUUUAGUGCAUCAAAGAACUGAAAUUUAAGAUCCAACAUGACUCUAUUAAAGGAGAAAGAUUUCUCAGUUAUGUGCGUGUGUGCAUAUUUGUAUUGUAUAUACAAAUGUAUAGUACACAUUGCAUGGGUGUUUGUACUUACAAGUAUACCUGCAUUUCCCUAAUACAGUGCCUUUCCCAGGAGUUUCUGACACUUGCACAUUCAAAAUUAUCAGGAAUGAGGUAAAAUGCACAGUUCACUUUCGUUGUGGGACUCCCUGUGGAGAGGGAUUGGUUAACUGGGAAGUUACUGUUCUUCACUGCUUUGCUGUUAAAGCAGCAAGUGGAUUUAUUUUGUAAGCACUAUCUAUGCAUAAACCUCUCUUUUCAGCUGCUUUUCAUUGCUUAUGCUUACAGUAAAUAUGUGGGCUCUUUUACAUUCAUA